Molecule: messenger RNA, 519 nt
Organism: Onychostruthus taczanowskii (white-rumped snowfinch)
Lineage: Eukaryota; Metazoa; Chordata; Aves; Passeriformes; Passeridae
Gene: LEAP2
Product: liver enriched antimicrobial peptide 2
Exons: 4
Coding region: 1-360 (119 amino acids)
Biological process (GO): defense response to bacterium; antimicrobial humoral immune response mediated by antimicrobial peptide
Source: RefSeq, a predicted model, not a curated record
AUGGACCCUGACCUCUGGCUGGAGGCUCGCUCUUCACGGGAGCCCCGGGCAAAAGAUGAAGGGGAACAGACGUGGGUGCCAGACAGAACCAGAGCGUGCUUUGGGUUAAAGCUCUUGCAGUUUCCCCACCCUCACCAAGCCCCAUCCAGCAAGAUCCACAAGAUCCCACAGAGCCGCGGCGUGUCCCUGUCCCCGCGGCAGCCCCAGGCCCAGCCCCGCAGCCCCCGGCAGCGGCGGAUGACGCCCUUCUGGAGAGGAGUGUCCCUGAGACCCAUCGGAGCCUCGUGCAGGGACAACAGCGAGUGCCUCACCAUGCUCUGCAGGAAGAACCGCUGCCUCCUCUCCACUGCCUCAGCGUGAGCGGCACCAAGCACAGCCUGCACUGUUACUGCUGCCCAUGCUCCACACGCUUGGGAUGUAUUUAUUGACUGCUCGGGAGCUGCAAGGGCCUCCAGCGAGCGGAGUAUUUAAUAUUUCUGUCACAUGUGCUGAUGAAAGGACUUCAAGGAGCUCCAGAGC